This is a messenger RNA of Oryza sativa Japonica Group (Japanese rice), 2161 nucleotides long. RefSeq lists its product as uncharacterized. The record is from RefSeq and is a predicted model, not a curated record. Gene Ontology annotation, biological process: GPI anchor biosynthetic process; protein localization to plasma membrane. NCBI's taxonomy places the organism in Eukaryota, Viridiplantae, Streptophyta, Magnoliopsida, Poales, Poaceae. Gene Ontology annotation, cellular component: membrane; endoplasmic reticulum. Gene Ontology annotation, molecular function: glucosaminyl-phosphatidylinositol O-acyltransferase activity.
UCCUUUCUGCUCCGGCUUGGCCCGUGCGCCACACCUUCUCCUCCUUCGGUUUCUCUUCUCGGCUUCUCGCCUUCUUUUCCGCCGUCGCGCGCGAUCCAGUUCAGUUCAGAUCCCCCCCCCUCUCCCUCUCCCCCGGCGCAGUUGCGCUGCUUCCCCUCUCCUCCACUCCGCCGCCGCCGCCGCGAGGCGACCACCGCCCCUCGAGCAGGCGCCACCAAUGGACGACGAGCCCAUCAACGCGCACAAGCUCCUCAAGGAGCAGUUCGUCAGCAACUUGACGGGGUCUUCCCUGCUGGAGAUCGCCGCGCUCUCCACCGUGGUUCCGGCUGUGGUCGUUCUGAGGAAAUGGAGCUGCGGAGAUAAUACUAGGAAGAAUUCAUUGAAGAAAAAUGAUGAUGCCCUUCCUGGUCAUAAAGGUUUUGUGCAUUACUUCUCUACACUGGCUAUAGAUUACCUCAGUAUUGUAUUGCCAGUUCUUCUGAUUUUCACAGUUUUAGCUGAAUGGGCUUGUGCUUGUGCACUUUCUCUUGUAAUGCUGAUAUCUAUCCUCACCAUGUUUAAGAGGUCUCGAUCUCAUCUCAAAGCUGGACCAAAUGAGCUGCCUUUGCUCCGAGCAGAUAUAUCAUCAUACAGAGUAUCUGUGGUUCUAGUAACAUGCCUGUGCAUAUUAGCAGUGGACUUCAAAAUCUUCCCUAGACGUUAUGCCAAGGCUGAAACAUAUGGUUGUGGCAUCAUGGAUCUCGGAGUAGGGUCUUUUGUAGUGGCUAAUGCACUGGUAUCUAGACAAGCACGAAACUUUACUGCAAUGACCUGGAAUAAAGCACUGAUGUCUAUAAGCCCUCUAAUAUUUCUUGGUUUUGCUCGUCUCAUAUCGACAUCAGGUGUUGAUUAUCAGGUUCAUGUAGGAGAAUAUGGCGUGCACUGGAACUUCUUUUUCACCCUUGCAGCAAUUUCGAUCCUUACGUCCGUUAUCAGGAUCCAUCCUAAGUAUUGUGGAUUAGCUGGUCUGCUUGUGCUUACAGGAUUCCAAACGUGGCUCUCUUUUGGGUUGAAUGAGUAUCUCAUUUCUAAUGAAAGAAACGGUGGUAUCAUCAGUCAGAAUAAGGAAGGUGUUUAUAGCAUAUUUGGUUACUGGGGUAUGUACCUGAUUGGUGUUUCCUUGGGUUACAAUCUAUUCUUCGACAAUAGUUCAAAAGGCAAGAGUAGGAGCAGUCAAGUGGUAAAAGUUUGGGUUCUUGCUGCAUCUUUUUGGAUUAUGGCAAUCAUUCUUGACAGCUAUGUUGAAAGAGUUUCUCGACGAAUGUGCAACUUUGCUUAUGUUAUGCUUGUAUUUGGACAGAAUUUUCAGGUUAUAUCUAUUCUCACACUAGCUGGGUUUAUUUCAUAUGAAAAGAACCUGGUUCUUGAAGAUGCAUUCAAUCAAAAUAUGCUUGGUUCAUUCCUUCUGGCAAACAUCCUAACUGGUGUAGUAAAUCUCUCAGUUGACACACUCUCUGCCUCUUCCGGCACCGCCUUCAUGAUUUUAUCAGCUGACCGAAUUGAAUACAACAUGUGAAGAGCUCAUUGUUACAUUAAUUUGGCGUUAUUGUCAGAAUUUCACAUUCAGUAUCACAUACUGCUCUCCAGUUCUCGCCUGUCACGAUAGGGUUUAACCAUCAAAUCAGUAUGAAAAUGGCACCUCCCUUGAUUGUUACUUUCUGCAAUUGCUGUCUUAAGAUUUUUAAACUCGAUCGAUGUCAUAAUUUUAACCUGCUACAGCUAAGAAUAAAUAAACAUGAUAUAUAAACUCGAUUCUUUUAGAUCGUCCCUCUCAAAAUAAUAAUAAUAGGUGGGGUCGCUAUCUGUAUCUGGACGGUGAUUUCUAUGAGACUGACCAAAUAUUAAUCUCCCUGUAAUUAGGUCAACUUAAGUCAAAUAUUUGCUAUUUUACUGAUUCCCGGUGUAAUAUCAAUUUACGCCAUCUUUAUUUUGUUUCCCUUUUAGUUAAAAGUACAUAUAAUUUCCCAGAGCCGUCCCCAAAAAUCUUGGGGAACAAGACCUUAUGUACUUGGUGAAACCCCGUGCAUUGUUGCGGGAAUUUAGUAUGAUAAAAAAAAAUAAAGUGUAAUAUAGCUAGAUAACAUCAGAUUAAGUAAAUUAACGUGGUUUAUGAUAAUUUAAA